This is a messenger RNA of Lycium barbarum (goji berry), 1197 nucleotides long. RefSeq names its product protein DOG1-like 1. The record is from RefSeq and is a predicted model, not a curated record. The transcript has a single exon. Lineage: Eukaryota; Viridiplantae; Streptophyta; Magnoliopsida; Solanales; Solanaceae. Gene Ontology annotation, biological process: DNA-templated transcription. Gene Ontology annotation, molecular function: sequence-specific DNA binding. The coding region runs from base 1 to 765 and encodes 254 amino acids.
AUGGCAAAUUCAAAAAACAUUGAUAGAAAGGAACAAGAAUACUUACAUUGUUCUUGGAUGAGUCUUCAGCAUGAAGAACUCACCGAACUCGAACAUGCUGUAGCUCAGGCCAAAAACGGCCUAAAAGAUGAACACGAACUCAGACAACUCAUCCAAAAAAUUGUAAACCACUUCCAAGACUACACUAACAACCGUACCCUCCUAGCCCGAAAUGACGUGUCACCAUUCUUCGCACCCGCCACCUGUACCACAUUGGAGAACUCGGUCCUAUGGAUCGCUGGCUGCAGACCCUCUUCAUUCAUCCGUUUUACAUACGCCCUGAGCGGUAUGGAUGUUGAAUCCCAUAUUAUUGACUUCCUUGAGGGGAAAAGAAUCGGUGGUCACCUUGGCGAGCUAACGGGGAAACAAAUGAGCAUGAUUGACGAGUUGCAUGGCAAGACUAUUCGAGAAGAGAGGAAGCUAUCGACAAAAUUGGCUAGCUUGCAAGAGGACAUAGUUGACCAGCCACUAGUAGAAAAGAUGAAGAAAAAGGGAGGUGGUGAAAAUGAUGAUGAGUAUGAGAAUGCAGAUGAAGCUUUAGAAGAACAUAGUCAGUUAAUGGCGGGUGUAAUGGAAGAAGCUGAUGAGCUGAGAAUGAAGACGUUGAAGGAAAUAGUGAACAUACUUGAACCGGUUCAGGCGGUGGAAUACUUAGCUGCAGCUAAGAGGAUUAGGUUUUGUGUGCAACAAUGGGGCAAGAAGAGGGAUCACGAGCAUAGCGAUUAAUAACUUCGGCUAGAAUUUUGGAUAAUGUUCCUGGUUUGAUGAAGUUUUUGUUUUGCAUGUAGCAGUCUGCUUUGUUUCUUUAUGUCAGUAGUAAGUCCUAAGUCCUAAGCUUUUGACCGAAAAUAAGCCGUUACUUAAACCAAUUCACCAUAAUAAUAAGUUUUUAAUUUGUUUUUACAAAAUUAGGAUAAACGUAUUCCGCAAUAACAUAUUAGGUAUUAUUUUAUUUAAAAAAUUUAAUGGGCAAAAAAGUCAGUGGUUGACGGCGUUAAAGGAUAAUUCGUACUUGUGAGUAACGUUUUACCCUUAAUACGUAACUAUGAGUAACGACUGUAAAAAUAUUUUUAAAUCGUAAUUUAGAGUUACGACUUCAGGCUAAAACGUAACUGACAGUAACGUUUCUACCUAAUCCAGAUAGACAAUCGAAUCUUG